UGUCUGAGAACUCAGUGCUCGGCUGCCCACCUGACGAGAAUGGAGGCAGUGUCCAACCUUGUCAAUAACGUGUCCAAUCUUGUCGCCAACGUGUCUAAUUUCAGUCAACCUUACGACGAAAACCGAGAAGAGCGAGCAAGCGUGGUGAUUGGAGGCAAUGAAGCCAUGCUGAUCGAAUUCAACGCCGCCUUGUUAGCCGAUUUUCGACAUGUGGAACGAACGCUCUUCGCCCUCCAACGUAACCUGGAUGACUUCUACUUCGUCACGCUCACUGCCAUCACAUUCGCCAUGCAAUGCGGUUUCGCGUUCAUGGAAGUCGGUCUCGUCAGGACGAAGAACACGACCAACAUUCUGCUGAAGGGCACCAUCGACGCUUUUGUUGGCUGUUUGUCUUAUUGGCUGUUUGGCUACGCCAUUGCGUGGAGCCAAGGGAAUUCAUUUGUUGGAUGGCAUCACUGGGCAUUUGCCAAUUUACCGCCUGAAAAGUAUUCCGAAGCUUUUUAUCAAAUGAUUUUUACCAACACUGCCGCCACGAUAGUCAGUGGAGCUGUCGCUGAGCGUCUCAAUUUGCCCUGCUACUUUGUUUACGGCACUUUACUUUCAGGAUUUGCUUAUCCGGCCUUAAGUCGAUGGGGAUGGUACGAAGGCGGAUGGCUAAAACAGAUGGGAUUCCGGGAUUUUGGUGGUUCGGGAUUAGUUCACAUGUUCUCCGGAGCCUGCGCUUUGGUUGCGGCCAUCAUUAUCGGACCGCGAGUCGGUCGUUUUGAUCCGCCACGCCAAGGGGAAGCCUCGCACGGACAACACAUUCCCGGCCAUUCUUUGCCCUUCGUGGGACUGGGUGCUCUGCUGCUGAUCUUCGGUUUCCUCGGCUUCAACGCAGCGUCGCAAUUGUCUUUGAGUAAACCUGGAGAUGGAAUAGUCAUCACUUACGCCACUUUAAACACUUUGUUGGGUGCCAGUGGCGGUGCGUUAACAGCACUGUUUCUCAAUCGCUUUUUACCUUUCUGGGGUAAUUAUUGGAGUUAUUUGACGAUGAUGAAUGGCUCCGUGGCUGGAAUGGCUGCCAUCUGCGCCGGUUGUGAUUCACUUCCGUCAUGGGCAGCUGUCCUCAGCGGAAUUCUAGGAGGAAUAGCUUUUAUCGUUGGCCGUGCACUUCUGGAAAAACUUGAAGUGGAUGAUCCUGUCGAUGGGUUCGCUAUUCAUUUUUGCGGUGGAUUGGCCGGUUUGCUCUCUGCUCCGUUCCUUAUCCGAGAAGGUAUUCUGUUCAAGGGCGAUGCGAUCUCAGCAGUGGGAUUCGGUUGUAACUUGUUGGGCGCUGUGGUGAUUAUUUGCUGGGCGGUCAUUUGGUGUUUGCCCAUGUUUGCUAUUCUCAGAUGGGCUGGCGUUCUACGCAUUCCACUUGAAAUGGAAUUGGCUGGAAUGGACGCUGCCAAACACAAUGAAUUGUCUUAUCCAGUGUCUGCUUGGCAAGAGAAUCAACACGGGUUCGAUAACAAAAUUCUGGGCAACAACUGGAUGCCGCCUCAUACUAAAAUGCACUCGCCACUCUCCGCCAAUCUAACCCUCAGGCGACGAGAUUCGCACGUGAUUGAUUCAACCUGCCCGGCAUCUUGUCCUUCGACCGAGCCGGCCUUAUUGCGCUCCGUCAGCACUUUAAAUCUGGGUGAAGUGAAUCCUGCUUUGGACGUUUCAGUGCCCGUUUUGACCACGAAAAGGUCGACAGCUCUUUAAACUCUUUUUUAACGAAAUAUUUUAUUUCAAAUUACGUCAAACUUGAAAAAUGUGAGUUUUUUUUUUAAAUACCAACGUCGACACGUCGGUGCUUCUGCACUGCAAAUAGCAGCUAGCAAAUAAUUUAAGAGUAGGCGUACCCUUUUUCUUUUUAAAUAAUAUAUUUAUUUUAAUUUCGUCUGAAAGUCAACAUGAAAAUAAACAGGACACUAUUUUUAUGAAA
This is a messenger RNA of Daphnia magna, 1954 nucleotides long. Its product is annotated as putative ammonium transporter 1. Gene Ontology annotation, cellular component: membrane. Gene Ontology annotation, biological process: ammonium transmembrane transport; ammonium homeostasis. Gene Ontology annotation, molecular function: ammonium channel activity. Lineage: Eukaryota; Metazoa; Arthropoda; Branchiopoda; Diplostraca; Daphniidae. The transcript is spliced from 9 exons. The record is from RefSeq and is a predicted model, not a curated record. Bases 40 to 1731 code for a protein of 563 amino acids.